CUUUUACUUUCAGUCUGGGACGUGGUUAACUUUGUCUUGCAAUCAAGACAAAGGGUCAAGUCUAGUGAUCAUGCCCAAGUUUGUCCCCCGCCAGCGAAAGCAAAAGCACAAGCAAAGGGAGGCAACAACCGCUCCGGUAGACACCAAUGUUGCCGAACUUGCGCCCGUCUCUAAGGAUGAGAAGGAGGCCAAACGGCAGAAGCUAAAGGAAGAAUUGCGAGCACAGCACGCUCAGGUUUCUUCCAAGAAGCAGAAGCGCUUGGACAAGUAUAUCGUGCGUGCGCCUCUAUAUUGGCCAUCCUCUAUCGUUAUGUCUAACACUUUGUACAGGAAAACAAGCUGAAGAAAGAAGAGAAUCUCGAGCUGCUUAAAAAGCUCGCGCAAUCCAAGGUUGAUACCUCGGCCCUCCAGAGCUCCAAGGAAUUAGGAAAGCGCAAGCGACAAGAUGAAGUACCGGCCGUAUCUAGAACCGCGGAUCACGACUCGCGCCAUGAUCAGGACCUAGACUUUUCGGACGACGAUUCGGA
Aspergillus vadensis CBS 113365 is the source of this 527-nucleotide messenger RNA. Its product is annotated as ATP-dependent RNA helicase ECM16. The transcript has a single exon. The record is from RefSeq and is a predicted model, not a curated record. The coding region runs from base 71 to 343 and encodes 90 amino acids. Lineage: Eukaryota; Fungi; Ascomycota; Eurotiomycetes; Eurotiales; Aspergillaceae.